AUGGUGGAUAACUUGAUUCGCAACUUGGAGAUCACUCUCCAGAACAUGCAAAAUGCAUAUUCCUCGCGUGAUGAGAUGCCCUUCUGGGCCACCAAGCUGUUGACGCCGACUUUCAUGGCCGUCGCGAUCUUCACCACCAUUCCACCCCCGGGUCCCACACGUGUCAUCGUCGGGAUGACAACCUUCACAAGUCUGUGGCUCUACGUGCUCACCCACUGGGUAGCAGGUCCGUCGUUCUUUAUGGAUGCGAUCUUUAUGGUCUCCAUCACGGUACGCUGGAUGCUAAUGUUCCUAACCGGAACCCCCGAAAUCGACUACUACCAGAACAGCAAAACCGCGACGAAGCUCGACAGCGUCAGCGGGGACAGCGGGAUUCUGCGAUGCUCAAAGUUCCCGAACAAGGUUAAAUGGAGCGUGGAGUUGUGGUCGUGUUGGCGCGGGCAGGGUUGGAACUUUGCUGACCAGCAUCUCAAACGAGGCGAGGAGCAGACCCAAUCUCGGUGGGAUUUCCUGAUUGCAAACGCGGCUAGAAUCCUUCUGAACCGGUACAUCUCCGACAUCGUUCGCAAGUAUGCGUUCUGCGCGUUCUGGCCGGCUCAGCAAACAAACGCAGCCAGUGUUGAUUUCCGUUCAUUGCCCAUGCUGCACCAACAUCUACUGGUCGCGGCUCAAUUGAUCCGAGAUGGCCUUAUGCUGGACAGCGAAUAUCGCAAGGCUUCGCUGCUCUUCGUGGGGCUGUAUCUUUCGACGCCGGAUCGUUGGCCAGGCCUCUUCGGCAGUCCGGCCGACUUGUACACUAUUCGGAAUUUCUGGGGGAGAGUCUGGCAUCAGAUCUUCCGGCACAUGUUCACGAGGUCUGGCGAGGUGGUGGCUAGAGCCCUGGGUGCGGAGAAAGGGACUCUGAUGUACAGAUAUACGAAGCUGUAUGUGGGAUUCUUGGUCUCCGGAGUCCAGCACUACGCGUGUCCGCUGUUAAUCCCGUCUCUGCACUACGGCUGGGGAAUGUUCUGGCAGAUGCCAGCAUAUGCUGCUGUCAUCACGGCGGAGGAUUUAAUCAAACACUAUGGCAAGAAAGCUGGGAUCCGGGAUAAUGGUUUUGUUCGCGGCCUGGGGUAUGUCUGGACGGCGUACUGGAUGACUUUGAUCUACGCCUUGCCUGUUGGCUAUGUCUCGGACAUUGGGGGGUUUGCGGGUGUGUGCGCGGCAUGA
Aspergillus fischeri NRRL 181 is the source of this 1209-nucleotide messenger RNA. Its product is annotated as putative toxin biosynthesis protein (GliH). NCBI's taxonomy places the organism in Eukaryota, Fungi, Ascomycota, Eurotiomycetes, Eurotiales, Aspergillaceae. The transcript has 3 exons. The record is from RefSeq and is a predicted model, not a curated record. Bases 1 to 1209 code for a protein of 402 amino acids.